Hemicordylus capensis (graceful crag lizard) is the source of this 2230-nucleotide messenger RNA. RefSeq names its product zinc finger FYVE-type containing 19 (gene ZFYVE19). The transcript has 12 exons. NCBI's taxonomy places the organism in Eukaryota, Metazoa, Chordata, Lepidosauria, Squamata, Cordylidae. Gene Ontology annotation, biological process: abscission; mitotic cytokinesis checkpoint signaling. The record is from RefSeq and is a predicted model, not a curated record. Gene Ontology annotation, cellular component: cleavage furrow; midbody; centrosome. The coding region runs from base 586 to 1860 and encodes 424 amino acids. Gene Ontology annotation, molecular function: phosphatidylinositol-3-phosphate binding; metal ion binding.
GGGGAGAAUGGAAAUCAGCAAAGUUCCCGGCAGGCACCGCGCAAGGCUUGAAGGGGAAAAAAGUCGUUAGGUUCUUGGGAAAUGUCGUUUUCCUACGUACAGCGAUUCCAUUUAUAUACGCGAAGUAUCUGGGAGCAACUAUAACUCCCAUCAUUCCCCAGGCUCCCUUCGCAGAGUGAGUUUCCCCAAGAGCUAAAAGGGAAGGCAGCGAAGUUUCAUGCUUGGUAGUCUAAUCUAUGUCAUUUUUUUCUUGCGUGGUCGGAACAGAAAUUUGCUUUCUGCUGGAGAGGUUUUCCUUCCGUGAGCUUUUGGGGAUGUGCGUGUGCCCUUUGACGUUUAAUUUUUAAAUGGUGAUUUCCGAAUAAUCGAGUCUCUGUCACCUGUUUUGCUUUUCUAUAGCAAAACCGAAGUCAGGUGUAGAGUGCAGUAGAGCAUUGGUUUGCGUCUUCCAGAUCGUGAAUCAACCGGACUACAACAGCUUUCUCGACACAAGAGGAAGAAAACUGGGAUAGCCACAUACAAAAAGGAUCGAGUGUUUCAGUCUAUGCUUUUGUGAGAACUGAGCCUCCAGUCCUGUCUGAUGUGAUGGAUAGCAGAUGUUAUGGCUGUGCAUCAAAGUUUACGGUCUUCAAGAAACAGUGUGGAUGCAAGAAUUGUGGCCGAGCAUUCUGCUCCAGCUGUCUUGGAUUCAGUGUCAUUGUUCCACGUUGUGGAAACACUCAACAGAAGGUGUGCAAACGAUGUCAUGGGGAGUUAACCAGUGGAUCACCUCCGUCAAAUGCAGCUAAAUGGUCACCACCGGAGAACUAUAAAAAGCGUGUAGCAGCCUUUGAGGCCAAGCAGAAUCAGACACAGGCCCUUCAAAAAGGUUCCAUGAAAUCCCCAAGCCAAACAGACUCCAGAUAUCUAGGGUUGUCGAAAGAGGACCAAGCUAUAGCUGAAAGACUGGAGAGGCUCAAGAAGAAAGCAAAGCCUAAGUCUAUCCCAUCUCAGGCCGAGAUAGAGGCGAGGCUGGCGGCACUGAAAGAUGAUGCAACAAACCCCAUCCCAUCCACCCAGGAAAUGGAAGACCGUCUGGCUGCUUUGCAAGGCAGACCCCUUCCCUCCACAGCUCCCAGACCAGUACACCAGCACUCUUAUACCAGGACACAAGUGGAGCAGUCCGAUGACCUGCUGAACCAGAUGGCAGAGGAAGUUGGCAUCGAUGAGAGUGUCAGCUCAGGAGUUUCACCUCAAGAAGUUAACACACAGAUUUUGAAUGACUUAAACCGAAAUGAUGGUAUCGCCAACAUUGCCGAUCUGGAUCCCAAACAAUUGGAUGAGGAGAAGAACAGACUCCUGGCAGAGGCAGCUACUGAGCUGAGGGAGGAGAACACAAGGCAGGAGAAGAUUCUAGUAGUGGCCAAGCGUCUGGCAGCACUAAGAGGCCAAGACCCUGAGAAAGUUACUUUGGAUGACUACAAAUUCCCCAAUAGUGAUGAAGAAAUGGAGGAAGAAGAGGCCAUUCAGAGAGUUCUGAAACAGCUUACUGAGGAAGCAGCUCUGGAUGAAGCAAGUGGCUUCAACAUUUCUCCAGAACAAUCCUCCCAGCCAGGAACUGCACAACAGAAGCCAGCCAAGAAGACAAAGCAGGCACCAAUUCCAGCUGUUGUAAAAGCUCCCAUCUUGCCUACCAGAGUGUCAGACAGUGAUGAGGAAGAGUUACCCUGGUGCUGUAUCUGCAAUGAAGAUGCCACCCUGCGCUGCCAUGGCUGUGAUGAUGACCUCUACUGCCAGCGAUGCUUCCAGGAAGGCCAUGAUGAAUUUGAUCGGAAGGAGCACCGAACAUCUAGCUAUCGCCCUCCUUGCAAGCAGAAAUGAGUCUGUAGAUGGUGAGAAGAAAAAGAGGAAUGGAAUAAAGAAGAGCUACCAAAGUGGAACAUGUCCAGGAAGGUUUACUGUGGUAGUCAGUGGGCAGCUUAUUGGGCAAUGAAAGACAUCUCUGGAAUGCUGGAAAGUUUGGAGGAAAAGCUGCCAUCCCACACAAAAGUCAAAGCAGCCACUGUGGAGAAUGAUGGGUGUACUCGUCUUGCCUGAAGCUGGGUUGCUUUGUAGGUAAGCCAUUAAGGCUCAGGGACUGGAAAAUAUCAUGCUUUUAAAAGGUGGGGUUUUACCGUAUACAGUGACUCCUGAACUGUAAAAAGCAUACAAUGACAAUUGCAAAAACAAUAAAUUAUAUAUGAAGAUAAAA